CCCGCCCGCCGCCACCAUGAGCUGCGCCCUGCUGCUGGGGCUCCGGGGGCCGCGGUUCCUGGGGGCCGCCGCCCGCCCGCCCCGCUGGAGCAGGCGGCGCAGCGCCGGCUGCGAGCCCCCGGCGGGCGCCGCGGUGCGCAUCGGCUGCGCAUCGGGCUUCUGGGGGGACACGGCGGCCGCAGUGCCGCAGCUGCUGUACGGAGGGAAGCUGGAUUUCCUCGUCUUCGAUUACCUCUCCGAGAUCACCAUGUCGUUGCUGACGGCCGCCAAAGCCCGGUCUCCCGUUUUAGGUUACACUCCGGAUUUUGUCUCUGCUGCCAUGGCUCCCUAUAUAAAAGAUAUUCACAGGAAAGGUGUUCGUGUCAUUAGUAAUGCUGGUGGAAUUAAUCCACUUGCUUGUGCGGCUGCCCUUCAGGAGGUGGCAAAGAAAGCAGAUGUUGAUUUGAAAAUAGCUGUUGUCGCUGGAGAUGACCUAAUGAGUGAGAAAGAGAACCUAAAAGGAGCUGGUAUCACUGAUCUGGAGAGCGGCAAACAAUUUCCAGAGAGCGUUCAUAGCAUGAAUGUGUAUCUUGGCGCAAGACCGAUAAGCAGGGCUCUUGACCUUGGAGCUGAUAUUGUUGUGACGGGUAGAUGCGUUGACAGUGGGAUUGUAUUAGGACCACUCAUUCAUUCUUUUGGCUGGAAUAGGGAUGAAUUUGACUUGCUAGCUGCGGGAAGCCUUGCAGGUCAUCUCAUUGAAUGUGGUGCUCAAUGUACAGGUGGAAUAUUCACUGAUUGGCAUGCAGUACCAGACUGGCACAACAUAGGCUUUCCCAUUGUAGAAUGUUCCUCUGAAGGAGACUUUAUUCUUUCCAAACCACCAGACACAGGGGGACUAAUCUCCUUUGGCACUGUAGCUGAACAGUUGGUGUAUGAAUUGGGCAAUCCUCAGCGCUAUCUUUUACCAGAUGUCACAUGUGACUUUUCCAAAGUUUCCAUCACUGAAAUUCCAGGUUUUGAUGGUGGGGCAGUGAAAGUUCAUGGAGCAAAAGGAUCACCUCCUUCAACGUUUUAUAAGGUAAAUGCUACUUACGUUGAUGGCUUCAGAGCUACUGCUGUCUGUCCAGUGGGAGGUCCAAAGGCAGUACAAAAAGGAAAACGCACUGCGGAAAGUAUUCUGCAAAGGACUCGCCUUAUUUUCAGUCAGCUUGGGUAUGAAGAUUACAGUGCAGUUAACAUACAGGUUUUAGGGUCUGAAGAUACAUAUGGACCUCAUGCUAGAAGGAGUAUAGAUGGUCAGGGUCCUCGGGAAGCUGUUAUUUGGCUUGCUGUACACCAUAAGCAAAAAGAAGCUGUAGAAAUCUUCUCCAGAGAGAUUGCACCAGCUGGAACUGGCAUGGCACCUGGCCUCACUGGAAUUGUUGGAGGGCGCCCCAGAGUGUCUCCAGUUUUGAAGCCAUUUUUCUUCUAUUAUCCCAAAAGCAAUGUUCAGAUCAACCUAUUUUUAAAUGGGCAGCACGUUGAGACAUUUGAGGAGGAUCUCACGUUUACAUCAGAUGAGGUUGUUUCAUUUGAUCCACCUGAGAUUAGCAGUGAAUUGAAAGAUCUGCCAAGCGGUCCACACACUUAUCGCUUAGAAGAUCUUGCCUAUACUAGAAGUGGAGACAAAGGCAACUCUGCAAACAUAGGUGUGAUAGCACGGCAUCCCCUCUACUAUCCAUACCUAAAGAAAACUUUAACUGCUCAAGCCCUGGAGAAUUACUUCCAACACCUUUUAGAGCAAGAAAAACCUGAAGAAGAACUAGUAACAAGCCUAAGCAACAGCCAUUGAAAAAGAACAUGAACUUGGGCCUCUCCUGAAGCUGGACAAAGGCAGUGAAUCUCUUUAGUGAAGGCAUUUAAAUUCCCAGAAAUAGCAUAUUAGUGUUGGGGCUAUUUCUUUGUUUUGUUCCAGUACAGAAUGUCUACAAAAUAGAAAUAACUUCUAAUGUCCUUUGAGAAAUGUAUCUCUCCAUUGGUUUUGAACCAUUUGGAGACUGCAGGAGCCUUAGUAACUGAAGCUUCCCAAGCCUCAGAGCCACUGCAGAGUUGGGAGAAACACCACCUGAAAGACAUUCACGCAGCCAGUAUAGACUGGAACCCAAACUUACCUGAUCAGCCAUCACAAACGCCUCGUCCUAACCCUCUCUCUGCACAACAUUUUAAUCUUUAUGAAGUUCACUCACUUUAGCGAAAGUAUUCCUUUGAGUACCCCACUCUCACCUACUUUUUUGCCAUAUAUACCAAGCCAGAAUUUAAAGAAAAAAACCCAGCUAAUUUCCCUUUUUAAAAUAUGACAGAGAAUACAUCCUAAACAGGACACUUUCACCUGGUAUUCAUCUACAAAAGAAUAUCCUCUGCCAGCAGACAGCAUAUGUAACAUUUUUGUUUUCGUGGUAUCUUCGGCUGAUGCUCAGGGUCUUUCCUGGGGACUGGCAAAUGAGACAUAUACUGUUCUUGUUGCAUGAGGUAAUAGGGCUCAUUCUCUUAAGGGUGUCCAAUAAAACAAUCAACAGAUUUUAAACCUUUUUCUCUCUUUAAAAACAAACAAAAGCUCAAUAUUGCAACAAACCAUUCAGUCUUCUAAAACCUGUUUUGAUACAGAGUCAAUUAUUCUGCAAAUAGGGAGAUUCUGCCAAAAUCAUUAUAUAUUGCCACGGGUAAUGGAUAAACUGUUAAGUGUCUUUUUGCUUCUUUAAAGAGCUGGAGUCAGAAAGGUGCAGCUCAAAGCUCAGAGAGAGGUUGGAGUUAUUUUAACCCCCCAUCUUUGAGUUGUAAGUGCUGUUCCUUGUCUUCACAAGCAGCUCAGUGCAGAUCUCGCCCAUUGUUUCGUAAGUGCUAACAAAUCUAUGUAUCUAAUAAAUUGUGAUACCAAGAAAUGUAACUGAAUUUCCUGUGAAACAGAGCAGAGAAGGGAAGAAAUCAAAAAUGUCACGCCUCCUAAUGAUACUUUUAGAAAUUGAUUCAUUGUUGUUCCUUAAUGCUGUUUACGUUCAAAAAUAAAAGUUGAAAUUUGCUGUGUCUGGAUGAAGCCAAUUUAUUUUCAUUAAUUAGAUUAUCUGUUCCUGGGUUUGGCUUCCUUUAAUGAUGUGAUAAUGGAGCUCUGUGAGUGAAUUGAAAAACUACUGGGGAAAAAGAAUAAAUCCUUUUGUGGAAAUAGUUAGGAUUAUAAGGAUUAUGCUCAUGUGCUUCAGAUUGUAUAGUUUCUUUUUAAAUUACUUUGUUUAUUUUUUAGUUUUAACUGUCACAAAGAAAGCUAUCUUACUCUUUCAUUUUCCUUCAUUUCCUUUAUUUAAAUUGUGAGUGGCUAAAAAAUAUGUAUUAGUUUUGCUACUAAAAACAUACCAACCAUGGCUCUGCCUCACAACAGAAUAGAGAUUGUCAGCCAAUUGCCUUUCAUUCUUUUUCAUUAACGCUAUUAAAUAGGUGUACUAAACAGAGAAAAGGUGGGAUUAUUUUGAUAGGGAACACUGAAAACUCAUAAACUUCCAGAUUUUCAGGUAACAUAGUAACAAAAGAUGAUCUUUCAAACCCCCCCAUACUCUAAACCCCAAACCUAUGUGAUUGCUUCCCCCUGCUGUGUAGAGUACAUUCUUAACAGAUCUGAUAACCUUAAGACAUGGAGUAAGAAACUUUUCAUUUCGUGGCAUUAGGUCAGUCAUUUAAGAACAAUAAUAAAAUGAUCUUGUGAGAAUUUGCUGGUUUCAUCUUCUGAAAUACGGUUGUCUUCUCUAUGUUUUGAGAGCAUCCCAAUGCUCAGAAAUAAAAAUAUGAAAGCUGAUUUCUUCUUAUGGGAUAUUUUUACUAAGAGCUGAAGUACAAGAAAUGUGGAUACUGAUGCUUCUAGAUUGCUUUUUUUGUUCAUAUAUUUAUUAUGGGGGAAAAAAAAUACUUAUCUCCAGUAUAUCUCAUGCAAACACCUCUAAGCCUAUGGACUCAGUUCCUGCUUUCCUGUGAUGGGAGGAAUCCUAUCUUUUCUUUGAUUUACAUGCAUUAAAUAAUUUCUAUGCCAUUAUUAUUUCCAUGUAUUUUAACAGGAAAUCCACAGGGAAACCUGACUACUUUGAAUAGGUAUGGACAGCACUUUAAAGGAAGUAGUUAAGCAGGCACCCCAUUGUGCAUAAGCAUAGGAGUUCAGCUAGAACAGUGAAUUUUCCUUGUUUUACUGGGUUCUGUCACAGACUUAGUAUUCUUUGAAGGGUUUAUUUGUUUUCUGUGCUUUUUGAAAGCAGCUCUUAAAACUUUUGAUUGAAUUGUACAAUUAGAUAAUAUUUUCUUCCUUUAGAUCUCAGUUAAUUAAACUUAAAUUGUUUAUUUAUGCUGGGUAAAUGCAUGCCAACGUUUUGGUUAAUGUAUUGUUGCUGCUCAAGACUAUUAUGAUGGUUAUAGUGGUUUUUCUUCUUUUAUUGUGGGAGUGUGUUUUUUGUGUGGAAAUAUUUUGGAUGCUCAGAUGCUUCAAACAGGCCUUAAAAUAUUGAAAAUGCUGACCUUUGUAUAUUAUUUGUAAUACUAGUUUUAGCUAGGGUAUUUCACUGUGAAUAUUUCCUCAAAAUACUUGAAGUGAAUGUGCCAUUCUGUAACAUUCCAAAUUAAGAUCUGUUGCUUGUAUUACAUACUCCCUCUGCCAGAAUUACUGUAGAAAGUGAAAUGAAAUUCUUCCACUCUUUUUGUCACUUGCUUCUGCUUUUGUACACGCUUCAAUUUCUCUCCUGAUUUGUUUAAAUGAUUAAGAAGUCAUGAAAAUUCUUUUGAGAGCUGAGGUAUUAGCUUCUGGAAUACAUAUUCCAUUAGUCUAGUUCCUGUGGAUAGAUCUGCCAAUUGUGAAAUUGCUUGCUGCCUGGAAGUUAUUGCCAGUUUUUCAGAGUAAAAUUUACAGUGUAGUGUUUUGGUAGUCCUCUAGCUCUCAUGGUAUAUGGUUAUUGGUAAUUUGUAUUGAGUUUUUUAGUUGAAAAUUUUGUGGGGUCCUCUGAUACCCCUAUGUAGUUGAUUAUGCUAUUAGAUUUAGUAAAUUAUGUAGGUGACAUUGUGGAAAUUGCUUUAUUCUUCAUAUUCCUGUUGUCUAGUGGAGCACGGUUGGAUUAAUUGAACUUUCAUGCCUUCCCAAUGGAUUUGCCUUCAAGCAUGAUAAUGUUGCCUGGCAAGUAGUUUUCAAGGAAGGUCCACAGAAUGCUAACACUAGUUUUUGUCUUAAUAACAACUAAUAAUGUUAAUACUAAACUAGAGUGUGGUAAUGAAAGAGUAGAAGGAACAGUGAAAACUCAUUGCCUGGGAGACAGGCACAGACACUUCAUGACUACUGCUUGCAAGAACAUAACGAGAACUAAAGUGUUUGCCGGGCCGCUCAACAGAAUCAUCUCCUUCCAUGAAAGGUUUGGGUCGUAUGCCCAAGACACAAGGGCAUACAGAGACGUGAACGUCAGCAACAGCCAUAAUUUUCACAAUUCUAAGAAGGAGCUGAAAAAGAUAAACCUCAGAGUGGGAAAAUCAGCAGUACAAGAGCACUGCAAGAAAUUCCACCUAUUUCAGAGGACAGAUUUGAAGAAUCUGUCCCAAACAAAUGAAGAUCAGAUAGGUGAUGACUAAAGAAAAAGAGGUGGUGUUGGAGGAAUUGUGAUUUCAACUGCAGCAGUCAAACAUCUGAAGACAGAGGAAGAACUGGUUAUUGUCUUUCUCUGUUAUUCCUCAUGUCUUGCUGAUUUUCUGAUUAAAUCCUUUCCUAUGGCAAAAAGGAAAGCUAUCGAGUUCUUAGACAAAAUAUUGGAGGAAAGCAAAAACAAAGAAGAAUACAAGGAAGAUGACAAAACACUGAAAAACUGUGCAAGGAGAGGCAAAUGGAAAUAUGCUGUAGACCUAUUUAUGGAAUUUGAAACAACUUUGUUAGGAAACCACAGAGCCAUUUGCCAAACUUCUACAAAAGUUUCCAAAUUGGAACUGCACCAGUCAAAAGCAAAGAUGGAAAAAUGCUUACAGUGGCAGUGGAACAGAAAAAUAGGUCUGUCGCACUAAAAUAAAAUUUUAUCUGAACGAAGUACAUGGCUCCAAGAAGGCGUUGAAAUGUAGCUCUACUUUUCAUUUGUUGUAAAAUUAUCUGUAGUUGGUCAUAAGAGUUUGAUCUAGUGACUCACAGUUACUUCUCAGUAAUAAAGAGGAUGCCUUCCCAAUUAGCUGGUGGCCUUUGUUAGCAAAAGUGUGUUCCAGGAAUUAAGUGAUUGUAUUUUUCAGUAUCAGAACUAGGAAAUAUUAAAAAUACUUCUCUCUGCCCACUGUGUUCUCUGGGUUCAUACUGGACCUUGAACCUCUUGCCUACAGAGCUUUCUAUGUGGGCUUUAACUCAUUAAAAAAACUAAUGCAGAAAACAACCUCAUUAGAAAUGAAUGAGUUUUGAAGUUGAGUAAGAGGAGAAUAAUUACUUUAUGGUCCUGCUUUAAAACUAUUAUGGACUGUUGAUAUGGAGUAAGGGGAAAGAACAAGAAGGCAGGGAAGGCCGUGGGUUAAUCUUCAGUUAACUUUUAGGCUUGACUCAGUAGUGGGAUGCCAUCAGAAGCAUGAAAUUUUUCCACUCUGUCUUUUGCUUGAUGUUCUGUACAAGUGUUUCUUACAAAAUCUCCUGAGAAACAAUAUUAAGAUUUUAUUUUACAGAUACGAAUUGCCAGGAAUCCAUGGAUUAAAUUUUGUUCUGAAGAACUCCCUUGGUGGUGGUGG
Molecule: messenger RNA, 6720 nt
Organism: Aquila chrysaetos chrysaetos
Lineage: Eukaryota; Metazoa; Chordata; Aves; Accipitriformes; Accipitridae
Exons: 19
Coding region: 17-1810 (597 amino acids)
Source: RefSeq, a predicted model, not a curated record